Chiroxiphia lanceolata (lance-tailed manakin) is the source of this 2515-nucleotide messenger RNA. It is a transcript of the gene ASCC1, whose product is annotated as activating signal cointegrator 1 complex subunit 1. The transcript is spliced from 10 exons. The coding region runs from base 519 to 1562 and encodes 347 amino acids. Gene Ontology annotation, cellular component: nucleus. Gene Ontology annotation, biological process: DNA alkylation repair; regulation of DNA-templated transcription. Gene Ontology annotation, molecular function: RNA binding. The record is from RefSeq and is a predicted model, not a curated record. NCBI's taxonomy places the organism in Eukaryota, Metazoa, Chordata, Aves, Passeriformes, Pipridae.
AACAAAAUGGCGGCGGGGGCGGCUUAGGGGAUGCCCCGCUGCUCCCGCCGCCUUCUCGCAGGGGUUCGGCCGUAAAGCUUAGGGGUUCAGGCGUAGAGCUUCCCUGCUCUCGGCGCCCCGGGGGUUUGCGCGGUGCGGGCCGUGGCGGGGCUGCUGUGCCCCUGCCGACCUCCCCGGAGCUGCCCGUAGCCCCUCUGGAUCGUGCCCUCAGGAGCCAGUUUCUGUCCCUGGCCGUACCCUUGGGAGCCUAAUCCUGCCCCUAAACUUGCCCUCAGGAGCCUUAUUCUGCGCAAAAGCUGCCUCCCCGUCUGCCGUGUGCCUCCCGAACCCCCUAUCGCUGCUCGGCUUUCAAGAAAUUGGCGCCAACGUGUGUUUAAAAACGUGAACCAAAAAAAACCCAAACCAAACCCAGCGGCACUGCGAUUUUUUUUCAUAGCUUACUCUGUGUGCAGUUCACCUCUGCACUUCUUCCCUUGAGCUACGGGAGUUUUUUAUUUUCAGUCAGCCGGAGGAGCAGGAUGGAUGUGCUGAGGCCCACCCUGGUGAGGAUCGGGGGGCGAGUGUACCGGAAGAAUCUCAUCCAAGAGCAGCCCUUCCCGCAGGAGGAGGAGGAGGAUUUCUGUGCAGGCCCCGGUGACUGCGCGGACGAUGAUCCCUGCGACGCCUUUGUGGUGGAGGAGACUGAGCGAGGCUUCCAGAGCCGGGUGGAGGUUCCCAGCCCCUUGUACAAGUAUAUCAUUGGGAAGAAAGGGGAAACCAAGAAGAGGCUGGAAACAGAGACUCGAACCUCCAUCAGCAUCCCCAAGCCUGGAGUGGAAGGAGAAAUUGUGAUCACGGGGCAGCAGCGGGGCGGUGUCGUCUCCGCGCGGACACGCAUCGAUGUGCUCCUGGACAGCUUCCGUAAGAAGCAGCCCUUCACACACUUCCUGUCCUUUGCUCUCAACCAGCCUGCCAUCCAGGAGAAGUUCCUGCAGUUCAAGGAGGAAGUGUUGGAGAAAUGCUCACAAGAUCACGGGGUCAGCAGCAGCCUGUUCCAGAACCCUGCAAAGCUUCACCUGACUCUUGGGACGCUGGUGCUCCUGAACGAACAAGAGAUCCAGAAAGCAUGUGACCUCCUACAGCAAUGCAAAGAGGACUUUGUGGACCAAGUCACCGGAGGCAAGCCCCUGACCGUGGAGGUGGCGGGAGUGGAGUACAUGAACGACGACCCUGCCAUGACCGACGUCCUUUACGCCAAGGUCCGCAUGAAGGAUGGCUCAGACAGAUUGCAGGUGAUCGCUGAUCAGCUGGUGGAGCGGUUUGUGGCCUCUGGCCUGAUGCUCAAAGAGUGGGACAGGGUGAAGCUGCAUGCUACAGUCAUGAACACUCUCUUCAGGAAAGAUCCAACUGAAGAGCGAAACAACACAAUGACUGGUAAAUCAUCUUUCAAGGAGCGGGAGUCAUUUAAUGGCCGAAAUAUCCUCAAGGCACUGAAAGUGGCCUUUUCCAACCUGCAGCGAGCCCUGGAGAGCAGAAAGUCAUCCUUCCUUCUGAGGUCAGCCAAAACAAAAAGAGAAAGGUGACCAACCCCUUUUUACUGCCAUCUCUUAUUAAUGAGACAUUUUAUCCUGAGUCCUCCAACAUGAGCGACGCAGGCUUUUGGGAACAUAAUUAAUCUUUAAUUGUAUAAAUCUUUAAUUGUAUAAAAUGGAGUUUGUGUGGCUGUAGUCAUUUCUCUUCUCCCUUUUCCUCCUCUCCCUGCUUGAGGUGCUUCCUUAGCACAACUCCUUUUCAGCAGGGUGCCCUCCCCUAGGGCAGUGACCCCCUGGAGCCACCACAGACAGUGUUCCUUGAAGCCACGCUGCUGCCGUGGGGUCUCUUGCUCUGCCCCCAAGAUGGGCAGGGAAUCACUUUCCCUAAGGCACUUUUGCUGUGUGGAGGAGUGGCAGCAAACCCAGGAAUUGUCCUGACAGAAAUCUAGCUGGUCUCCUUGUGGAAAAAAAAAAAAAAGGUUAUUUGAAAAAUAGAAUACCCUUGGGAGAACCAACAAAAGAGCAGUUGUGCCCAAAUCAGUGCCAGGCAGAGCCAAAUGCCUCUUUGGAGGAGGUGAAGUGCAGCCUUUCAGAUGCUAAGUAGGUAUUUGGGAUUUCAGUCAUUCCCUGUAUGGAGGAAUUGAUGCACCAUUGGCUCCAGGAGGAUUAAAGUGUUGGCUUUCCUUAGUGCCUUCUGUAAUGGCAGGAAGGGCUGUGGGACUGUCUGAGCCCACACCUGCAGGGACAGAUAGAACAUUCAAUAGGAGACAGAUGGAAUGGACACUCUGGAGAUCUCCAAGGUGGGGAGAUGUCACUGCUCAGGCCCUUGGUGACUCACAGUGCUCCGGUUAAGCAGAGUUUCAAAAUUAGCAUCUCCACUGAGAAGCUUUUCCUGAGGCACAGCCGAUGUUUCCAGGUAGAGCAAUUUCCUGCAUCUUAAUGGAGCGGGAGGAGCACUUUGCACUUGGACACGAUGCCUUUCCAGCAAUAAUUUGGCGUAAGAA